Durusdinium trenchii is the source of this 1907-nucleotide messenger RNA. Lineage: Eukaryota; Dinophyceae; Suessiales; Symbiodiniaceae. The record is from the annotation of a GenBank genome assembly.
AAGUCACAUAAGGCUCAAAAUGCAGUAGGAGAUCACGGUGGGGCGCAAGAACCGCAAUGCACGCCGGUGUGCAACCAGGCAAACAAAGCCGAAAUGUUGGAUCUUUGACCUGCUUUAAGCAGGUCAUAUUUCCUAUGGAACCUGUGCCGAUGCAGUCGACCGUGCAAGCAGACUUUAUUCACCAUGCACAUUUUCAAGCACCUCUUCCUUUGUCAAAGGACACCUCGUCAAUCUUGACUAAGGACCAACUGGAAGGGAAGUUCCAGGGGUUGACUUCUUACUCCGAGGACUAUACCAAAAAGUCUGCACGUGGCUGCCCAAGGCCACUGGUUGCCAGCAAUCCUGUUUAUUCGCGGCACUUUCUACAGCACGCUGGUUGCGACAAGCUUGCCACUACGUACGGUGAUCACUUCGCUCCACGAGAGGGCAAAGGCCCAAAGGGACAACCAGACGCGCCACAGGGUCACCCUGUGGGUGAUCAGAGUGAUUACCUCGAUAGCCACUCCUCUUCUUUGACUUCUUUCAUGAGGACUCGGCGGUUUGAGGGACAAACCAGCUACGCGCGGGAAUUCAACAAACCCGACAUUUCAGUGCCAGAAGAAGGAAAGAAGACAGGUGAUGAGAACCAGUCCAACUUGACAGAUGCAGCACGAGCAUGCAUUUUUGAUAGCCAGAGUAUUUAUCAAGAGUCUUUCCUGAAACACAGGAAGCCUGUAAGGCAAGAAACUCUGAGGCCAACUGGGGCGCUUCACGGAGGAAUGGCCUUUAGUGGAAUCUCUGAGUACACAUCGGUUUAUGCUAAUUGGCCCCGCCUCAAAAAAUGGAGGCUUUCCUAGGUUCGAGGAUGCUUGAAUGCUGGACAAGCAUCACUAGAAAGAACACCAUGUCCGUACAUGCUUGCCCGGGCUUACUCUUGUAUCACACAUGUUUCACUUUUGGACAAACUUUAGCAGAUUCCCCGCCAAAACCUGCGGCAGAUCUGCCAUUCAAAAAUGAAGCCAGUGUCGCAGGGCUUGAGAUGGCUUGAGACUUCAGACCUUGGCAUCCAUCGGCUGGAGAAUUGCCAGAGAGCUUGACAAGGUGGUUUUGUGCUACGCAGUGAGCAUGGUUCCGGAUGUGGCUCAAGGAGGGCCCUGUCCUAGCCGAGACGAGGGGUGCGGCGCACAGUCCAUACUCAAAGGCUUGUUGGGGAGCGGAAAGGAUCAAGGCACCGGUACAGAGGGUUGAGGCUCGAGGACUCUGAUUACCACCUCCUGAUGAUCACGUCACAUGCUUGAUAGGACUUGCACCGGAGUAUGUAUAGAUUCGUCAGGUUGUUGUUUUGCUAAGGCAUGAGCUGGUGUUCGCCGUUUGGGAGAAGAACUUCCUCUUGGAUAAUUAUUCAAGCUAAACAUGGCUUGCUAACGCUGCUAACGAACCACAGGUUUUGCCAAUCAAACCUUUUGUUCAGGCAACCCUGUUGAAGAAGACCAGACCCAGCCAAGAGAGGGCGUGCUUGGCAUAGCCACAGAAACCGGACAGAUUGCAACAGGUUUUAGAUUCAAGACGUAACUUGCAUUUUGUAUACAUUUGAUUGCAAGAUGUGCAAGCGUGAAAUUCAGGGUUUGGACGCGAGGUUGCCCUCACAGACGAGUUCAAGCCAGCAUAACUGGUGUUGUUGCUGCACUGCUUUUGCCGUGGUUCUUCCACGUUCUUUAUGUUCUUCAUAAUUGCCGCGGCUAGUCUAGUCUAGUCUUGUUCUUCGUGCAGCUGCAUGACGACAAACCUGAAACCUGCCUUUGCACAUCGCUUGAGCACAGCUGGAAGCUGUUUCCAGGUGCAUGUUCUUGGUGCAGACCCGAGGCUGGUUGAGGUUGCAGUUUGCAAAGGGCCAAAUGGCCGGGCAUGAUGGGCAUGUGACGCAGGGA